AUGCGCAUUCAGUGGAGGGUAAGAAACGGCUUCAAUUCGCUGAGAGUAGCCCAUAUUCAACUGUCAAAGUCUGUGUUCCGGCUAGCCGUCACUGGCUGCUAAAAAAUUGGGAAAAAAUAAGAAGGAGAGCAAGGAAAAAGAACUGUCCUGCUGCACUGGCAACAGUCGGCAGACGACACGGGCUGAGAGCGGUCGUGACUGGGGGCGCGUGACACGACAAUAAUAACAACCAGACGAACAUUACAAACGAUUAGACGUCCCUCACGUUCUGCUAAUUACCAGAUCCGGAUUAGCCAUACCCGGUGCAUCUGGUUUUAAAGUGAUUUCUGUCUUCAGAUACGUCUGUACUGUUAUACGACCUGAACUUCAAGGUAAAAGACGACAAAGACGACUAGCGACGGGAAAUCUUGCUAGCUUUUGGCUCGGAAAAGGAAAUAUCGCUACAUGUGUUGCCAACAUCGUCGUACGCGCCAACAAAGAAUCUCUUUGCUGAGCUACUCCCACCUAGUUGAAAUCUGUUUUCUCUGUCUGUGGCUGCCAUUUUUGGAUUUGCUCAAUAGUGUAGGAGGUCUACUGCCCACCUGCGCUUCAUCAAUCAAUCACCUUUCAUCAGCCAAACUCUAGGAAACUGCUUAGUGGACUGAGAUCAUGAUAUCUCUCCUGUCGACAUCAUCAUGGGUGAUCUGCAAGCAACGCUAGAGCUCUUUGUGGAGUUGAACAAAUUCUACAAUGUUGACCUCUUCCAACGAGGAAUAUACCAAGUGCGGGGGCACUUGAGGACGUCACCCAAGAUCGCUGUUAAACUGGAAGGAUCGCUCUACCAUCGGCCUAACGGAAACAACAAUAGCGGUCAAGGAACUGGCAGUGGUAGCCAGCAGCAAACCAGCUCCUCUGCAUCUACGGCCAACAUCGUCCACCCGGCCUGCGUUCUCAACGGCUCCUUCAUCAGUCAAACAUUCCAAAUCCUUUACCGCAACGAAGACGUCUUCCUGGCGGACAUGGCUCAAUUUAGACUCCACGUCCUAGUGGACAGCCACAAGAUUGAGGAGACGCUCGAGCGGCUGGAUUUGCAUCUGGUGAUGGAGUUGUGGUUCAGCGACCAGGGCUACAGCCUCGGAGAAUCCGGCCUGGAUUCGCAGGAGCGCUUCAGCAAUGGAAGCAGUAGCGGCGGCGGCAUUUUGUGCGUCUCAAGCCGGACACUGCAACUUCAUCUCUCGCCAACGCGCGGCCUACACUACCACCUGCCCGUCCUUUUUGACUAUUUCCAUCUGGCCGCCGUCACGGUCACCGUCCACGCUUCGCUCAUCGCCGUCCACCAACCUUACAUCAACGCUCCUCGAAGCGGCCGUUCUCGGAUGGGCAACAAUGCACGGACGUCGUAUUCGCGUUACGAUGAAUCGUCGUUCGAUAGCUUCUUCUUUCCUGGAGGGACUGGAGUCAAGUCGACAGGUCAUGCCGGUUGGCGGUUGGCUCAAGCCCGACAGGUCCACCGGGAUGUCUGCAGUUUGCUCUCGGCGUCGGCCGAAUCGCUGCGCUCCGCACGACGCCGCUUUCUCAACGAGCUGCCGGAAGACGAUGAACACUCUAGACUGCGCAAUGCUGAGGAGCAGAAGAUUACCGCAUCCGCAUCACAAGUCACCUUGGGUGGCUGUCGCGACGGACACGCCGCCGACUGCGAGGAGGAAUUUGUGGCGGCCGCCAACAACGAGAUCGGCCAGCUCUGCGCCCAGAACGUCCUCCUCUGGAGGCAGUUGCUGGACGUCUUUGCCGGAAGCGAGCCCGUCCGUUUGAUGCUGGCCCAGCAGCAUCAUGCAUACAGAGUCAGACGAUUCGCCGAGGCCUUCUACGUCGUCAACCACCCGCGGCCGGCCAUGGCCAACUGCAACGAUGCCGAUGUCCACACUUAUCUCUACGUGACGGAGGCUCUCCGCAAAUCCAGGUACCUGGCCAGCUUGCCACCAUUGCCAGUAGAGUGCCUAGAAAUGAACGGCGAUAUCAACACUUUGCCUAUCAUUUUCGAGGAUCGUUAUGAGCCGGUAAUCAACGCCGGGUCGAAGAAGAAAUCUAACACUAAUCCUUCGACUAAGCCGAUCACACCACAGCAUUGUGAUGGCCCUCUAGAGUUUCAUCAGCCCAUUUACGAAGAGAUCAACCCACAGACGCCGACUGGCAACAAAGCGCUCGUGCAACAGCAGUCACGGCAAUCGCAUCGGCCUGCGGGUGCCACUUUAGUAGUGAAUCAUGUUUAUCGAUCACUUCCUCAAACGCCCCUCAUUAGCGGAGCGUCUCCAUCCGUCCUGCAUCAUCACCUGGGCCAGCAAGAGUUGCUGCUAGGAGAUCACCGACGACGCUCGUAUGGUGGAGAAAAGGGUCAGAUUCAAGCGGAAUUAGCACGUCCGCUUGUCUCGAUGAUUGCGUCGUCACGUCCUGACGAUGAAAGCGAGGAACCUCUCGUUCGACGCGAUGACGACGACGCUGACCGUUUAAAUGACAAUGGCAACUCGGCAAGCGGAUCACGUUUCAAAUUCCGGCCGUUGGCCACGAGUAAAAGCUCGGAGAACUUUCAUCAACUUAGACGCGUCGCCAUGGCAACGGCUGCCAGACGAAAUCCAUCUCUUCCGGUCAAAUUACUCGGAUACAAGCCCCUGGUGGAGAACAGCGUAGUUAAUCCGCAAUCCAAUAGCGAAUCGUUACCCGAUCUCAAAUUCACAACUCCCUAUUCCCCCAGCCGACAGGCCGGUACACAGCGGACGAGGCCGCCGACAUCGGAGCUGGCUUUUUGCCACAGCGUAUCCGAUCCGGCUCUUGUUCGCGCGUCCAGCGGACGGACCUUAAAAACAAAUGAUAUCACUGUCAAGGCUAUGGCGUCCACGAGUCCUCUCAUUGAGCGUCUGCGAGCUGACGGUCUGAAUUCCUCAGCCAGCGAUUGCAGUGACCAGAGCGGAUGGGUGUCUUCGACCAUGUCCAGCCGCCAGAAUAGCCCGCCACCGGCACAUCAUCGCUGCCGAACCGAGCAUUGUUAUCCUGAAUCAGAGGCCGCUCCGCUAGCUCCACCGGAAGAGUUCCAAGAUCCGCCUCGGUUGAAAAACUUCGCCGCCAAGCGGUACAACCUGAACUCCAUGCUCAUCUCACCCAAGCGAGACGCUCCACCUGAAGGUACUCGUGGAACAUUCCGCAGCCUUGGAGAAGACGUGGGCAGUUGCAGCAGCACUAAUGGCAACCAGCCCAGCCGUAGCAAACCGCGCCCACUUAGUCAAGAAGAACUCCGGUUGUUGCAGUUGUUAUUGUACGAAAUGUGCCGGCCAGGCCAACCGAAUCCACUUAUUAGAGCGUUGUCUCACUCACUUUACGAGUCGUUGGCUGUUUCUCUAUCUUUGACGUCCAAUAAUCCGUCCGGCCAAAACUACAAGUUGCCAGAGUCGAAUGUUUCGCAUUCUACGUCCCUGCCCUGCCUCAUUAAAAAUCAUGACGAUGAACGACUAGACUUGCAUCCGUUACAUGCGCAAUACCAAGAGAACCAACGACAGUUGCAACAGCAGCAGUUGCUGCAGCAACAACAACAGCAACCGCAACAGCAGCAUGCGCCUCCGUCAGAACAACUCGCCUCUCUUCAUGCCAAUAUUCAGCAACGAUCUGUGUCUUUAUCGACGCUUCAACCCAAAGAGGAAAAGCCUGAAGGCGAAGGCGAAGAGCUACUGCAGCAAAGGUUGGUGUCGAUGUUGGGCGACGGCACACUAUCCUUCCUCAAAGCCAAGGAGGAUUUCAAGCGACAGAUUCACUUUAACGGCACACUUUACUCGGAUAUUCACCCGAUCAAUUCGACGUCGCCUUAUUUCCACGUGGCUGAGGAGUUGAGACCCUUCUCACCCGAAGGACUGCAUUUGAUCGUCUGCGUUCACGGACUCGAUGGCAACUCUGCUGAUCUGAGGCUAGUCAAAACCUAUUUGGAAUUGGUUUUACCCGGUUCCAAUUUGGACUUUCUCAUGUCCGAACGCAAUCAGGGUGGAACCUUCAGCACGUUCGACGCCAUGACCGACCGACUUGUUUCUGAAAUCUUAUGCUACCUGGAGGGCAAUAAUCUCAAUCCAAAGAGGAUCAGUUUCGUCGGCCAUUCUCUGGGCACCAUCAUCAUACGAUCGGCACUCACUCGCCCGCAGAUGCGACCUCUUUUGCCCAAACUCCACACUUUCCUCUCGCUCUCUGGCCCUCACUUGGGCACGCUCUACAACUCCUCCGGAUUGGUCAAUAUGGGCUUAUGGUUAAUGCAACGUUGGAAAAAAUCUGGCUCGCUACAACAGCUCUCUUUAAAGGAUGCCGAUGAUCCGCGCAAUUCAUUCCUAUACAGGCUAGCUAGAAACUCGGAAUUGCAUCAUUUUCGCUAUGUGAUUCUUUCAGCAUCUGCUCAGGAUCGAUAUGUUCCUCUCCAUUCGGCUCGCGUGGAAAUGUGUCGAGCAGCCGUGAAGGAUCCCACCGUCUUGGGCACAAUAUAUCAAGAAAUGGUUCAUAAUAUCCUUGGUCCGCUGAUGAAUAACGACAAAGUGACGGUAGUCCGUUACGAUAUCCAUCACGCCCUGCCAUCAACUGCCAACGCUCUGAUCGGUCGCGCCGCACACAUUGCGGUACUCGAUUCCGAACUUUUCAUUGAAAAAUUUCUUCUCGUCGUAGGAUCAAAGUAUUUUCAGUGAAAGGAUGCAUUCAUGAUCUCAUCUACCUUAGCCACCUCGCCCCGGCUGGUUGGUAGACAAAAUGUAGGUAAUUAUGGCGGAUGUUUGUGGAAAAGAAGAACAAAAGAUUAUUUAAGUACUUGAAACAAGUGUUGAAAUUUAGAGCAAAAAAGAAUCUGGUCAACCGUCCAAUGCUACAAUAAGAAGACAAAUGACGAUGGUUGAGGGAAGACCAUUUUGUCAAGUAAAAUUUUCUCGUUCGGUCGUUUUCUCUUGUACAUAGAGAUUUGAAAUUAAUCUUUAGCAAAAUUUUGUCGACUCUUCGUUGCACCGAUCAAAAUUUCUAAUCCCGUUCGAUUUUUUCCCCCCUAUCAUUGUUUAUUUAUCUGUUACGUUGAGUUUCAAUGCAAUCAUGCCCUCCUGCUGAUCUAAAAGUCUUCCCAGUGAGCUAUCCUUAAAAUAUUUGGCAGCAGAAAUCGGCGUAAGGUGAGAAAAACAACCAAAGUAAAACUUUAAAACGAUUUGAAUCAAGGUUCCUGUGUGUAAUAUCCAUGUAUAAGAGAUGAUUUUAAAGAGAAAACAAAAAAACGCUCAUACUUUUUGCACGUCCAUGAGAAUCUUGUAUACAAACAUUGGAAAUCAAGUAUUCUGUCAUUUCUCAGCAUAGGUUUCUCCACCUCCUUCUCGUCAAUCUUUCCCUUAAUUGAUUUUUUUGUUUUCGUUUCGCAUGAGCCAAUUCUCAUGAAAAUUUGUUGAUGUAUAUCAUGUGCCCAAUAGUUAUGUGCAAUUUUUGCUUGUUUUUACAUAACACCAUUUGACUUAA
Daphnia carinata is the source of this 5487-nucleotide messenger RNA. Its product is annotated as protein FAM135A-like. The record is from RefSeq and is a predicted model, not a curated record. Lineage: Eukaryota; Metazoa; Arthropoda; Branchiopoda; Diplostraca; Daphniidae.